Messenger RNA from Trichechus manatus latirostris (Florida manatee), 3705 nucleotides. RefSeq names its product E2F transcription factor 8 (gene E2F8). NCBI's taxonomy places the organism in Eukaryota, Metazoa, Chordata, Mammalia, Sirenia, Trichechidae. The coding region runs from base 523 to 3123 and encodes 866 amino acids. Gene Ontology annotation, cellular component: RNA polymerase II transcription regulator complex. Gene Ontology annotation, biological process: regulation of transcription by RNA polymerase II. The transcript has 13 exons. Gene Ontology annotation, molecular function: DNA-binding transcription factor activity, RNA polymerase II-specific; RNA polymerase II cis-regulatory region sequence-specific DNA binding. The record is from RefSeq and is a predicted model, not a curated record.
GGGGGAAGUGCGCGGGACCUGAGCCGGUGGCGGCAAGGGAACUGUACCUGGUUGCUUUCCUGAGCAAAUGCAGCCUUCCGUGGUGGAGUUCAACAUUUUGGCGUGAACCAGCCACCCGAAUAACAAGGGCAUAGGACUUUUCAUCUCUAAGGAAAUUUUUUUAUUAAACAAAAGUCUAAAUCAUAAGGCUCUCUUUAAAUGACCAGAAGUAUGUUUGGCGCUUAGGGAGUGAAUUUGGAAGUUUCAUAUCAGUUUCCCAAGACUUUACUGCUGAGCCUGUGCACGUGUGUGUAAGGGGGGAAAUUCAGGCAUCUGGAUGCAGACUUACAUCCAGAUAUUCCAGGCCGUGUCUGCUCAGCCUGAACCUGAACUCAGGGCGCUCAGUCCGGAGCCCUGAUCUGUGAACAGGAUAUUAAAUUUUUUUAGUAGAAUUGAUUGGAGUACUUGAACCAGCGGCAUACUGAAAGGAACUCCAGAUAUUUCAUUUUUAAAGAAACUCUAAAUGUGUGAGAAAUUUACAGAAUGGAAAAUGAAAAGGAAAACCUCUUUUUUGAGCCACAUAAAAAGGUACUAAUGAAAACACCUCUGAAAGAGUCCACAACCCCAAAUAUAGUGUUGGCCGAGAUCCAGCCCGACUUUGGCCCUUUAACAACGCCCACCAAGCCCAAGGAAAUCUCUCCAGGGGAACCGUGGACACCAACAGCCAACCUGAAAAUGCUCAUCAGUGCUGUGAGCCCCGAGAUCCGCAGUAGAGAUCAGAAAAGGGGGCUGUUUGAUAACAGAAGUGGACUGCCUGAGGCCAAAGACUGUUUACACGAACACUUAUCUGGAGAUGAAUAUGAGAAAUCUCAACCUAGUCGGAAAGAGAAAAGCUUAGGAUUGUUGUGUCAUAAGUUCUUAGCUCGAUACCCUAACUAUCCCAACCCUGCCGUGAAUAAUGACAUCUGUCUGGACGAAGUAGCAGAAGAACUUAAUGUUGAGCGUCGACGCAUUUACGAUAUUGUGAAUGUCCUGGAGAGUUUGCACAUGGUGAGCCGCCUCGCCAAAAACAGAUACACCUGGCACGGGCGACAUAAUCUCAACAAAACGCUUGGGACUUUGAAGAGUGUCGGGGAGGAGAACAAAUACGCCGAGCAAAUCAUGAUGAUCAAAAAGAAAGAAUAUGAACAAGAGUUUGAUUUUAUUAAAAGUUACAGUAUAGAGGAUCAUAUCAUCAAAUCAAACACUGGCCAAAAUGGACACGCAGACAUGUGUUUUGUCGAACUCCCCGGAGUGGAAUUUCGGGCAGCUUCUGUAAACAGCCGCAAAGACAAGUCUUUAAGAGUGAUGAGCCAGAAAUUUGUGAUGCUGUUUUUGGUGUCAACGCCUCAGAUAGUAAGCCUAGAAAUUGCUGCCAAGAUUUUAAUUGGGGAAGACCAUGUGGAAGACUUGGAUAAAAGCAAAUUUAAAACAAAAAUUAGGAGGUUGUAUGACAUAGCGAAUGUUCUGAGUAGCCUGGAUCUUAUCAAGAAAGUACAUGUAACAGAGGAGAGAGGCCGAAAGCCAGCUUUUAAAUGGACAGGCCCAGAAAUCAGUCCAAAUCCCAGUGGUCCCAGUCCUGUCAUUCCUUUUGCCUCCUCAGAUUUGGAGGUGAAGCGGUCUUCCAAAGAAAACUGUGCCAAAAACCUCUUCUCUACACGUGGGAAACCAAAUUUUACUCGACACCCAUCACUUAUCAAGCUAGUAAAGAGUAUAGAAAGUGACCGGAGAAAGAUAAAUUCUGCCCCCAGUAGCCCCAUUAAGACCAAUAAAGCAGAGGGUUCUCAGAAUUCAGCACCUUUCCCAAGUAAAAUGGCUCAGCUGGCAGCAAUUUGCAAAAUGCAGUUAGAAGAGCAAUCAAGUGAACCCAGAAAGAAAGAGAAAGUGCAGCUGGCGAGAUCAGGGCGCUGCAAACCAGUGGCCCCACUGGACACCCCAGCAAGUGCAGAGCUGGAGCUGACAGCACCAUCUCUCAUCCAGCCCCUGGGGGUGGUCCCCCUGAUCCCCAGCCCACUGUCUUCAGCUGUGCCUGUGAUCCUACCUCAGGUCCCUACGGGCCCAUCCUAUGCCAUUUACCUGCAGCCCACCGAAGCCCAAACCAUGACGCCGCCCCAAGGCCUGAGCCCAACGGUCUGCUCCACCCCCUCUUCUAAAGCUACUGCAUCAAAAGAUUCCACAGAUGUCACCACCGAGAAAGUACCCAACGAUGCUGCAAAGUCAAGUGCCCCCACCAAACCUGGGAGCUUGCUGCCAGCACCAGACAGACAAGCUGCAAAGAACAGAGACAAGGAGCCUGUUGGAGAAAGAGGCUCAAAGAGAGCACACACGCUCGAGGACAGCGGUUCCAAAAAGAAAUUUAAAGAGGACGUGAAAGGACUUGAAAAUGUCUCCGCAACUUUGUUCCCAUCAGGAUACCUAAUCCCACUCACCCAGUGCUCAUCCCUGGGGGCAGAGUCCAUUUUGUCUAGUAAAGAAAACUCAGGUACACUUUCCCCAAACCACAAGAUCUACAGCUCCCCAAUCGCAGGUGUCAUUCCAGUGACAUCAUCUAAACUCACUGCUGUUAAUUUUCCCUCUUUUCAUGUAACACCUUUGAAGCUAAUGGUCUCACCAACUUCUGUGGCAGCCGUACCUGUCGGGAACAGCCCGGCUCUCGCUUCGAGCCACCCAGUUCCCGUCCAGAACCCAAGCUCAGCCAUUGUAAACUUCACCCUGCAACACUUGGGACUCAUCUCCCCCAGUGUGCAGGUAGCCUCCAGCCCUGGACCUGGGACCGUUCCUGUGUCUCCAAAAAUAGAGGCCGUUAAUGUCCCACCAGAAAGUGCAGGCACUCAGCAAGGAAGGACCACCAGCUAUGACUCACCAGUCCCAGGCCAGAACCAACCAAAUGGACAAUCUGUUGUUGUGACAGAGGCACAACAGCCUGUUCCAGUGACACCCAAAGGGUCACAAUUAGUGGCCGAAAGUUUCUUCCGUACCCCAGGUGGACCAACAAAGCCGAUGGGCUCAUCCUGCAUGGAUUUAGAUGGUGCCAACCAAACCUCAUUAGGAACUCUCUUUGUCCCACAGCGAAAACUAGAAGUCUCAACAGACGAUGUCCAUUAAUUGACAGAUGUUGGCUUCGCUUUUAAAGAGUUGUUUAAACAAAAGGGUGCACACAAACUGAUCUGAAGAACAUAUUCCCUGAAAAUAAUGUAAAUAUGUUGGUAGGUUUACUUAAUAACCAAGCUGAUACUUGUUUUCACAUUCACACACACACACACAUACAUACACGUAUAUAUUUGUAUAAAGCUUAGUUCAGCCUUCAAUCCUACAAAAUAAAAAUAUAUGUUGACCUAACACAUAUCAACUCUUAGGGAGAAAAAAAAUUCAUUAUUUCCACUGUGCCUGUACUAUUAUGCAAAGUAAGUAUAUUAAAAGUUUACUUGCCAUGGAGUAAGUACUUGUGACUUGCCUAGCAACACAGCAUUCUCUGAAACUUUGCACAAAGAAAACGCUGUGUGAUGUAUAAUGUUGUAUUUUUUAAAUAGGAGGGCUAUAGCUAUAUUUUUUGUAAUUUCUUUAAUCCGUUGUUGCAGUAUGUCUUUUUGUAAAGUUGGCAACAAUCCUCAAUCAAGUCUAUGGAAAAACUUAUUUAUAAAAUGUAUUUUUAAUCAGAAAUUGUUCAAAUUAAAACUUUUAUAAGAU